Messenger RNA from Monopterus albus (swamp eel), 1831 nucleotides. RefSeq names its product tetraspanin-12-like. The record is from RefSeq and is a predicted model, not a curated record. NCBI's taxonomy places the organism in Eukaryota, Metazoa, Chordata, Actinopteri, Synbranchiformes, Synbranchidae. The transcript has 7 exons. Gene Ontology annotation, cellular component: plasma membrane. The coding region runs from base 516 to 1439 and encodes 307 amino acids.
UUUUACGAACCAGGAGGAAGGCUUAGGCGCAAAUGUCAAACUCUGGAGGGACUUCAGAAAGAUUUGAAGCAAACAAAGUUGCUGUGUUCUCGAUCUCUUUUUUUCAUUUUCGGUUUGUAGACUUUUGGAUCGCAUAAUAAACGACAUAUAUGUGUUUACAUGUGUAAAUCAGUUUAGACUAUUUGGUUUAAACUUGGUCGGCGCGGUGGAUUUUCUGGUGAGGUCUGGUGAUUGAUCUGGAAAUAUCAGCGCCACACACUCCUCCAUCCCGGCGGGGCUGAGGGAAAGUAAGAAACCACCUGUUGUCAAAGUUUCCUGGAGCUUCUCACGGAUAAACCCGAGCUGCUAAAACAAGCCACCGGACAGAGCCGAGGGCGGGGAAUGCCUCUUUUACGGUGUCUAAUGAGUGACGCUCUCCACUGACCUCUCCCGGGCACCCCGUUGAGUGUUUGCAGUGAGCAUGGUGCCAUGGUGUCCCGGGCUCGGAUGAGCAGCACGGUGGAGCUCUGGUUGGGAUGGCUCGGGAGGACGCGGUGAGGUGUCUGCGCUGUCUGCUCUAUGCGCUCAACUUACUGUUCUGGCUGAUGUCAGCAUGUGUGCUGGGAGUGGCAGCGUGGAUCAGAGACUCUCUGAACACCGUCCUGACCCUGACAGCCCACACCAGGCUGGAAGAAGCAGCCGUGCUCACAUAUUCUCCAGCUGUGCAUCCUGUUGUCAUCGCUGUGUGCUGCUUCCUCCUCAUUGUCGCCAUGGUGGGGUACUGCGGCACGCUCAGAUGCAAUCUGCUGCUACUGUCCUGGUAUUUCUGCAGUCUUUUAGUUAUCUUCUGUGUGGAGCUGGCCAGCGCUGUCUGGACCUAUGACCAGUCGUCGGUGCAGCGCUCAGAUAUGAUCAGCCUGAAGUCUCGGAUGUCGAAUUACGGCCUGCAGCGUUACCAGUGGCUCACACACACCUGGAACAGCUUCCAGACAGAGUUUAAAUGCUGUGGUGUGAUCUACUUCACUGAUUGGUUGGAGAUGACAGAGAUGGAGUGGCCACCUGACUCCUGCUGCUUCAAUCAGUAUCCAGGCUGCGCCCGUCAUGCCCACUACCAUGACCUCAGCGACCUGCACCAGGACGGCUGUGGUCCAAAGAUCUACAGUUUUAUUCGUGGGACAAAGCAGCUGCAGGUGCUGCGUUUCCUUGGUGUGUCCAUCGGUGUGGCUCAGAUCCUGGCCAUGGCGCUCACCCUCAUGCUGCUAUGGGCACUGUAUUAUGGACGCAAGUCUUCAGAGCUGGACUCCACAACACUGGAAAUGGCACUGGAUGACUCCACCCUCCUCACAAUGACACAUGGACCUCCGUCUGAAGCUACAAAACUGGGCUGCAACCACACAAAUAAAGGCUGUCCUAACACCACAGCAAAUGACCACCAGUUUGAGAUGGAGCAUCUGUCCUAGUAGAUGGAGCAGCCCAAAGACACUGAGGGAAAGUAGAGACUAAUUCAGUAUUAACAACAUUUCACUCACCAAAUUAAUAUCUGAAAUCUGUGAAGAGGGAGAUGCUAAAGCAAAACACGAGCCGUUGAUCAGUUUGGAGGCCUGCCCUGACUCACUGUACAGUACAGCAUUUGUGCUCCAACUGUGAGUUAGGUGUUAUUACAGACAUUUCAGGUCUGUUCAGUUUUACCUCCAAAUAAAAUGGUUAAAAUAAAAAUAAUAAAGUUAUACAGCAACUUUCACAAUACAGGACUACAAUGUGCAUUGGUAUUAACUCAUGUCUUCUUUUUGUGAGCAACACUAAAAUUCGAGGAUAUUCAAUGUAAGAUUUGAUAAUAAUACAUAAAAAUAUU